AUGUUCUCAAGCAAGGAGACGAUGAUAGGCAGUGGUGGGAUAACAUGUCGCGAUAUAAGGAGCUUCGGAUUACAGCAGAAACGCCUUCAAGAAAACCCCAUUUUAGGGUAUCAAUCUCAACAGUUAUCAUCGAAGGAAAUGACUAAAGAUUACGUGAUAACCCCAGAUAGAUUUAAGAAUUUCUUCAACGAUUUGGACACUCGUAGAACCCUACUCACAACUGUCACUGACCUCAACAACAAAUUAGUCAAUCAUUUUAUUUCUUUAGAAGAAACCCUCAACCAAAAAUCAGUAACCUUAGAUACCCAGAUCGAGAAAUUCAAGAAAGACACCGAAAAAACCCUCGAAUCUCUUCAGGUUCGCGAGAGUGCUCUUCCUGAAAAGGAAGUUACAUUGGCAGCCCGUGUACAACAGCUUAAGGAUUCCGGAAUUAAAGAUAUUGAAAACGGGGCGAGUUCUCAUGGGAAGAAGAAAAGGAUGUCGGAAUUGUUAAGAAUGUGGUUUAGAAGGAUGGAUUCCAAAGGAUUAAUGGAGUAUCUGCUCGCGAAUAGGAAGAAAUAUGAAGUAUUGAGGAUGGAAACAGCCAUGGCGUCUGAGGAGGCGAUAGAUUUAUUAGCGUUUGUAUUGGAGGCAGUUGAAGACUAUCUGGAGUUGAAAAUUAGUGGUAAAUUUGGAGGAUUGGCACCCACACGAUGUGCUUGUGGGAUAUUGAUACAGGCUGCAUUUCCGAUUCCAUCUGGUGGUGAACUGUUUUGUUUGUCACAUGGUGGCGGUGGGGUUUCUAGUAAGUUAAAGGAGCGGUCGGCAAUGGUGAUGGAGAAAUGGAAGACUGUUUUGGGUAGUGGUGGUGGUGGUGGUAGUGCUCCUGGUUAUCGUGAGGAUAUAGUGGCCUCAGGGGAAGCUAUUCUUUUUCUAACAAUGGUUAUGGGGUUUGGAUUGAAAGACAGGUUUGAUGAUGAGUUCUUGAAGAGCUUGAUGUUGGAAGUUGGGAAUAGGAAGGAUAUGGCCAAGCUGGCAAUGGCUUUAGGUUUUGGAGGAAAAGAAAUAAUUGAAGAGUUGGUGAACACGGGAAAAGAGGUAGAAGCUGUGUAUAUUGCUUCAGAAGCUGGUUUAAGUGAUCUGUUUCCUCCACUUACACUGCUCAAAUCCUGUUAUGCUAAUUGUCAGAAAACUUUCACAAAAGAUUCUCCUUCAAGAGAGGAAAUCUUUAAUGAAUCAAAGAUCACUAGAGAGAUUAUAAAAUGCAUUGAAGACCACAAACUCGAAUCCGAAUUCCGCAUGAGUGCCAUGAGAAAACGGGUCGCCCAUUUAGAGAGAACCAAAGCAGAAAUGAAGACCGCCACAGCUGCCGCCACUAGAACGUCUCAUUCACCACCCCAGAAGCGGUCACGCUCCCCCCACCACCACCACCACAACCACCACCACCGGAGGUUUGAUUUUGACGCUUCCCCAUCUCCCCGGGCACCUAAAUCGGGCAGGGUGUCAAGUACUUUUACAGCUUUUCAUCGGCAGAGCCGCCCUCAACUGCCGACACAUCAGCCUGCUGCCGCCAGAUACCCGGCGGCAGCAGCAGCACCGUAUAGCUACUCGAGCCCUAGUGUGUAUGAGAGUGACCCGUAUGCGGUUGGGUAUGGUGCGGUGCACACCGAGAGUCAUGCGGGUUAUGGUCAGUAUGCGGGCCAGGAUCCGGUUCAGGCUAGUGGGUCUUAUGUGAGCCAGGAUGGAGCCGCUAGUGGGUCUUACUCUUAUGAUUAUAGUGCACCUGCUGUGGCUACUGAAGCUGCUACAUCAUACCCCGCUACGUGAAAUCAGAAAUGUGUUAACAUGUGAAGUGAACAAAGUUGAGAGGAAGUUGUUUUUGCUUUUUAGUUUAUGUUAAUAGGAUUUUUUUUUUUUUU
Molecule: messenger RNA, 1898 nt
Organism: Lactuca virosa
Lineage: Eukaryota; Viridiplantae; Streptophyta; Magnoliopsida; Asterales; Asteraceae
Source: the annotation of a GenBank genome assembly